GUGACAGGUCGUGUUUUGGUGCCUGUCCCCGGAGUCGCCGCGUGAGUCACAGCGAGACGGCGGACGCCAAGGGUCCCCAAGAAGGACCCGGCGAGGAGGCCCUCAGUGUCUGCUCGCGGCGUCGCCUGUGAGCAUCGCUGCUUCGGAGGCGAGGGAGCCGCGAGGGAGGCGAGCGAAGGAGGCCACAGGAACAGGAUGGACAGGAGCCUCGACGCGUGAAUGUUCGGGCGCGUCGGCUGCUAGACACAAGGGCUGCUCGAGCGCGGCCUCCUCCCGACGGCUGCCCGACGGUGACGCUCAGGGGACGCCGGGCCCCGACAAGGUCAAAUUGCACCUCGGUCGCACAUCCGCGUGCGCACGCGCGGGAGCGCCCUCGAAGGGACAGCGGACAGUCCCGAGGAAUGCGCGACCACGCUCGCAGCGCAGAGGAGCGGCGGCCGAGGCGGACGGAGCGCCGGUGAUGCAGGCGGCGUGAGCGCAGGCGGACGCGAACGAGUGCUCGAGCGCGCGCAGGGAGAGAGCCUCGCGGCGGAGCCCGGGAGCGCAGCGCAGGAGGGGCAGCGGAGGCGCGCGAAGAAGCCUUACGCCCGCACGAGGAGGCCGCCCUUCACCGCCGGCGGAGCGACGCGGACGGCCGGCGCGAGGGCGUGCGAUCCCGCCCGCGGGGGAGGAUGGUGCGGCCGGACAGAGCCACCGCCGCCCACGCCCGCGUCUAGUGCAGCAGCGCCACCAUGUCCAGCUCGCACUCGUCUGGGUCGUCGAGUGGGCGGCUCUCAGGGGCGUCGCCCCACCCGCCGCCCAUGCUCGGCGCCGCCCUGACGCCCAAGAGCCUCCUCAAGCGAUGCAAGCUGCCCACUGCGGCCCACCUCCACACGCCCGCCGCGCCCACGGGCCUCGACCUCUCGCGCCCACUCCUGCUCUACCAGAACUACACGUCGACCAAGGUCCGCGGCGUGUCCCUCCGCCCGGGUCGCGACGGCGCCCUCGCCCCCGUCGGCCCCGCCAUCGUCAUCCCCGACUCGUACACAGGCUGGUUCGCCAUCGUGACGAGCGAGGGCCACACGGCGCCCUUCUUCUCGUCGGUGGAGCAGGUCGCCACCAGCAAGGUCUCCUUCUUCCUCACCAGAUACGACGUGCCCGCCUACACCAACCUCAAGGAUGAAAGCGGGCGCAUGACGUACCAGAAGACGGUGGUCCAGAGCGGCCACGUGCUCAAGCUCUUGGGCAUCUUCGAGGACCUCAACGCCCGGAGAACCAACAGCUCAGGCCGAGGGCGCGACGCCGGCCCCGUCUACGUGUGUGAUAAAUACGCGCAAUGUCUCAACUAUAGAAACGAGGUGGUGUUCCUCCCGUUCUCGGCGUCGGGACGCUUCUACACGACGGCGCACAAGACGAGCAAGAACCCCAACCACGUGUACCUGAUGGCGCACAUCCUCAAGAACCACAAGCUGCCCCUCACCGUCAGGCUCGUGUGCGGAUACAUGCCCCGCGUCCCCUGCAACUUCACCGGAGUGCUGCGACUGGAGGAGGCGGAGAAGGAGGCCGUCAUCCUCGCGUGCACGAUGACCAACGAGGCUCGAGCGACCCUGUUCGAGAUCGACGUGGCGUCCAACUUCGUCCUGACGCCCGUGAAGGACCCGCUGUUCCCCAAGUCGCCCAUCUUCCUCAAGACCGUCUCGUACUGCGAGGACGAGGCUGAGCCCUGGCGGCGGCAGAUCAAGGUCACGCAUCAUGUGACCGAGAAGAGGUCGCGGUCCCUCAGCCGCUCGCUGAGCGACAAGUUCGUGGAGCAGCCGCGUCCGGCCGGCUUCGCCUUCCUGGCCGAUGUCGAGAAGAGGAAGAACCGCGGCCGAGAGAAGUCGCGGGACCGCCUGGCCGUCCGCCUCGGCGAGCGGGCGCGAGACAAGAGCCGGGACAACAUCCUGAGGAGCCGCAGCAAGGAGACGCUGCUCGACCACAGCCCCAGCAAGAUCAACUGCAAGGGCCAAGACCAGAGGAAGCUGUCCAAGCAGAACACGUACAUCUUCCAGAACGGACGCAGCCCGCGGACGCAGCAGAAGAAGCAGGAGGCCGACGCCGUCCGCAGACUCAACCGAUCUAUCGAGAACCUGGACUACUCGAGGGUCGCGGACGACAUCAGCCCUGUGCACGAGGCGGAGGAGGGCGAGGACGAGGAGGCGCACUACACCGAGAUCUGCGAGUACAUCCUCAACAGGAAGUCCCCGCUGAAGAACGAGAGGCCGGGGCGCCAGCGGUCCGCCGACAAAGAGAACGGGACUCGCAGGGCAGCAGGACGCGCCCCGGAGAACAACCUCAGCUUCACUCUUCUCAAGAAGGACAUCGGAGGAUACUACGUCAAGAUCCCGGGCUUCGAGGUGCCCAAGGAGGAGCUGGACCAAGGGCUCUCGCCGGACCCCAGCAAAGGAGGCGACUCGCUGUGCUGAUCACCGAAGAAGCCGACGCUUCUGUGCGGGACAGCGGGCUUGCGACCGGGAAUUCUGUGCUGAGCCAUGGAGCAUGAGCGGUGUGUGCUAUGAACAUAGAUGAAAAGUGGCAAUGAAAUGGAAAAAAAAAAAAAACAUUCAGAGACAUUGAGUAAUAUGACUCGAAAAGUGGUG
Penaeus vannamei (Pacific white shrimp) is the source of this 2618-nucleotide messenger RNA. The record is from RefSeq and is a predicted model, not a curated record. Lineage: Eukaryota; Metazoa; Arthropoda; Malacostraca; Decapoda; Penaeidae.